CCUUUCUCAGAUAACUAGGCUCUCAAUCCACCACAUUAAAUACCGCUAACCAUGGCAUCCGGCGGGUUACACUCGCUUGCGACUAUCAUCAAGAGACUCGAGGCUACCACCUCGCGGCUCGAAGAUCUUGCAUCUCUGGCGACAUCGUAUCUGCCACCCACCGCUCAAGGCGCUGCUGGCACCUCUUCGAACUCGUCUGCGAACGCGGAGCCGACCCCCGUUCCCCCGCCCGCCCCUCAUGCACCCGCGCCCGCAGCCCCAGCACCCAUUAUCCCUACGGAGACCCCGGAAAGCGUGGUCGCGUACGAUGAGCAGAUUAUUGAAGGGAAGGUGAAGCCGUGGGUCGAGCUCACAAAGAGCUUCGCGGUCGCCUCCGUGAUAGACCAGGCUCUCUUGGUGGAGCAGGAGUUCAAGGACCUGCGCGAGCUGCUGCUGAUCGCGGCAAUAUGCAAGAAGCCGGAGCAGGCGGAAUUCGAGAAGCUCCUGGCUCCGCUGCUGAAGGACAUUGAGGGGAUCUCGCGCGCGAAUGAGGUCGGCCGGAAGGACAGGGACUGGGUUAGCCAUUUCUCGACCGUGUCCACGGCUGCGCCGUGCGUGGGCUGGGUCACCAUCUCCCCGAAACCCGCGCCUUACGUGGCCGACCACAAAGAGUCGGCGGAGUUCUACUCUAACCGCGUCAUCAAAGAAUGGAGGGAGAAAGACCCUAAACAUGUCGAGUGGGCGAGGGGAUACAUUGCGAUCAUUGAAGCGUUGCGCAAGUAUGUCAUGGAAUACCACACCACAGGUCUCGCAUGGAACUUCAAGGGUGCUACUCUAGAGCAAUACAAGGCCGCAUCCUCGGGAACCGCUGCGCCGACAGGUGGCGCGCCUCCCCCGCCGCCUCCACCGCCUCCACCCGUCGCCCCGCCGCCGCCUGCUGCUGCUCCUGGCGCCGCGCCUGCAUCUGUCGGUAUCGGCGCGGUGUUUAGCGAGCUCAACCGCGGAGAGGAUGUCACGAAGGGCCUGCGCAAGGUCGACAAGAGCGAGAUGACACAUAAGAACCCCGCACUCAGAGCGAGCAGCGUUGUACCCGCUACCGCGCCUUCCGCCGCAUCACUCGCAAAGAAGCCUACGAAGCCUAGUAAGCCGCAAGCCCUUAUGGGUAAGAAGCCUGCCAAGUUUGUGCUCGAGGGCAACAAAUGGGCAAUUGAAUACCAAGAGAACCAGUCGGCACUGACCCUCGACAACGUUGAGCUCAGCCAAACGGUGAACUUGUACGGCUGCAAGAACACGACUGUCAUUGUCAAGGGCAAGUGUAACGCGGUCACCAUCAUCAACUGCACCAAGACAAGCGUGCUAGUGGACUCGGUUAUCUCGUCUAUCUCGGUGACAAACUCGCCCUCCUUCGCGCUGCAAAUUACCGGCAAGGCGCCGACAAUCCAGCUGGACUCGACGGACUCUGGCCAAAUCUACCUGUCGAAGGACUGUCUGGAAGCGGAGAUCACGACCGCGAAGUGCAGCAGCAUCAACAUCAGCUUGCCUGUCGAGGGCGAGGAGGACGGCGUGUUCAACGAGCACCCGAUCCCAGAGAUGUUCAGGACGGUUAUUGUCGACGGCAAACUUGUAACGUCGACGGUGGAGCAUUCAGGGUAGGCGGGAUGAUUGCAGAGUGUCGCUUCAGCGCUGCGGUGAAUUUUAGGGGACUGGAUGCAUCCGAUAUUCGAUAUACCUGUCAGGCUGGAACUCUACGGUACUACACAACCAAGUAUAAAUUUUGUGCUUCUGCC
This is a messenger RNA of Trametes versicolor FP-101664 SS1, 1766 nucleotides long. RefSeq names its product adenylate cyclase-binding protein. Gene Ontology annotation, biological process: cytoskeleton organization; regulation of adenylate cyclase activity. The record is from RefSeq and is a predicted model, not a curated record. Gene Ontology annotation, cellular component: cytoplasm. The coding region runs from base 52 to 1632 and encodes 526 amino acids. The transcript has 9 exons. Lineage: Eukaryota; Fungi; Basidiomycota; Agaricomycetes; Polyporales; Polyporaceae. Gene Ontology annotation, molecular function: actin binding; adenylate cyclase binding.